Molecule: messenger RNA, 10701 nt
Organism: Ciona intestinalis (vase tunicate)
Lineage: Eukaryota; Metazoa; Chordata; Ascidiacea; Phlebobranchia; Cionidae
Source: RefSeq, a predicted model, not a curated record
GUCAACGAACAAAUCUCCGAGGUGAGGUUGCAGUGAAAUGGUUUGAAGCAAUACAAACAUUCCUUCCUAUGUGUUGGAUGGCUGCAGUUGGAGGCACAACAAGGAAUUAUUAGAAACGCCACGAAAUUUGGAACAAAAAACAACAUGAAUUUAAGAUUACUUCUGUUGUAUCUAAGCAUAGCUGUAUUAUCUGCGCAUUCUCGGAGGGUAAGGGCACCCAGUAGAAUCCGAAGAAGGACCCCUGUUACGGGGUCGGCAGGUAUCAACAUACAAGACUCAUCAGCGCAAACGAUUCAAGUCGGUUUCAGGUAUAUACAAGGAGCAGUACGAUACAGAGUAUCAGCCAAAGAAUGGAUCGACGGUACUUACGAACAAACCGUUGCAACGAACGAAAAGAUUGUUGGAAUACAUCAGCGACAAGCUACGUUGCAGAAUCUUGAUCCAGGACGAGAAUAUUUGAUUCAAGUCCAAGGUUUAAACCGAGCGAGUCGUCCAAUAGGUUCCGUAUCUGAACACGUCGCUGGCACAGCACUUCGAUGUUAUACUUGCAAUGGUAGAGCUUCUAACAGGGAAUGCAACACUAGAUCAUCUGUACAGGAAUGCCCAGCUGGAACCGACAGCUGUCUGAACGAGGUUCGAUACCAGAACGGUAUAGCAACGUUCACUAAAAGAUGCGCCCAGUUUCAACCUAGGCUUGCCCGUAAAAUGAGAGGGAACGUUGACAUCACAGCUUCAUGCAGGGGUGUACACGCGAAAGACGCCGUUUGCCAAUGCAUGUGUAAGAGCGACUUGUGUAACGCCGCGGAUUUGCCCUGCAGUGAUCGAUGCUUUCCCCGACUCCGCCAACCACGCACGGCUACAUUACAUUGCACUAACGGUGACAGAGUUGGAUCAGUAUGCACAUGGAGAUGCAGGGGACAAAAUGCAAGAGCCAUCGGUAUAACAAGCGCUAGAUGUCGAACUGACCGAACAUGGAGUGUCCUAACACCACCGAGAUGUGUAUUACCUCAAGUAGAGGAUCCUGUCACCACAGCACGUACAACCCCAUACGAAUGCCCCACUAUGGCAGCACCUCCUAACACAAGGAUGCGAUGCUUACAAGCAAACCGGCUCAACUCCGUAUGUACCUUCACAUGCACAAGUGGUUAUACUUUAACACGUGGUAGCGCGACACGUACAUGUGGCAGAACCGGAUACUGGAGUGGUAGCGUCCCCUUGUGUACAGCCAUCACAUGCCCGGCCAUACCACCGGUCCCAUACCUCGUUAUAAACUGCGACAACAACCGGAACGUUGGCUCCAACUGCGAAUUGUCAUGCACUGGACAAUUGACGUUGAUUGGACAAAACGAGAUCACGUGCCGUAGCAACGGACGGUGGAGUCACGUGGUACCGAGAUGCGAAAGACGAGGUUGCCAAGCAAGACCCCGCGUCGGUCGCAACAUUUUGAUGGAAUGUGAAGAAUUUACCCAACCGUCAGAGGGCGCUAGAUGUCACUACUCAUGCAAACCUGGAUACGAGAUGCGCGGCACGCCAUCUAGCGUUUGUUUAAAUAACAGAUGGAGUAACGCAGCUCCUUUAUGUUCAAAAACUCGCUGUCGUCCUGACAUGGGACAACCAGCCUUCGGAUGGCUACAAUGCUCUGAUUAUUCCAACUUUGACUCCAACUGCACAUUCACGUGUCGGGCUGGUUACGUUUUGAGGGGAGCACCAGUUGUAAGAUGCUUGGCUUCCACACGGUGGAGCCAUAGUGCUCCAACCUGUGAACGUGUUAGUUGUCCACCCAUUCCACACUCAGUAACGGGCACAUACUCAUGCAACAACGCAUGGAACGCUGGUAGCGUAUGUACAUUGUCGUGUAACACAGGGUAUGGGCGCGGCAGUUCAACAAGACAACGUAUCACAUGUAACGCCAACCCCAAUGUUGGGCCUAGUGAUGAAUACAUGGGAAGAUGGUCACCUGCUGUAUCACAUUGUGAAAAAUCUCGAUGUGCUGCAUUUACCGUUACACCUGGGAUGCGACGUUCAUGUUCAAAGUCUGAUUAUCGUGAAAUAGGCAGUGUAUGUCGUUUUUCAUGUGACCCUGGUUACUUCCGUGCUGGUAGGAGUAGCAGGACUUGUAGGAGGGGUUACUUUGGAGUGGCGCUUGGAAGGUGGUCAGCUGGGAGAACAUAUUGUAUUCGUCGUAGUUGUCCUCGCUUAACACCAACAAACUUUGGUGCGGUCUCAUGUUCUGAUGGCAUAUACGCUGGUUCUAACUGCACAGUUACAUGCGAGAGAGGUUAUGAACCAACAUCUGAAGCGAACUUCCAAUGUGCAAUGAAUGGAAGGUGGAAUAGACCCAAAGCUAGAUGCACACGAGUUGUAUGCCGCGCUCCAACAGAAGUGACCACGCGUAACAUUGUGUUUACAUGCGGUAAGGAUGCACGUAACAACCCAGUUGUACAAAGAUACUUCACUGACUUUGAGUGCCCACUACGAUGCAGUUCUGGUUUCCUUAUCAUCGGUGGCAACAGUAGUAAAUGCGGCACAGACGGUGAAUGGAUUAUUUCGCAAUCGCUGGAAUGUGCUGAUGUUGAUGAAUGUGCGGUAAACAAUGGUGGUUGUGAUCAUUUCUGCAGCAAUGAGAUGGGUGGAUACCAAUGUUCAUGUCGGGAGAAUUAUCAACUUAACGCUGAUGGAGCAACUUGCAGACGUAUCUUCUGCCCUGAGUUUCCCCCCGACAGUCGGAGCAGCGUGACUUGCACAAACGAACGUUCGAUCGGUUCAACUUGCGUGAUAUCAUGCGUUACAGGGUACGAGCCACGAGGUGGCGGUGCUGAGCUCGUGUGUAGAAACGACGGGACUUGGAACGAACUGUUUGCAACUUGCUUGAAGGUUGAAUGUCCUCCACUACGCGUGCCUACCAAUGGAACCUUAAGUUGUAGCGAGGAUAAUCUUUACCAAUCCGUAUGUCGUUCCACAUGCGAUGUUGGUUUCAAUAUGAUUGGGGUACCCGACACAUCAUGUACUGAACAUAGAGUAUGGACCCAAGAAUCGCCAACAUGUAGACGUGUUCGUUGCCCAGAGGAACUCACUCACAUUGACAAUGGAGUUACUAUGUGUUCGGACGCAAACUUCUACAACUCAGACUGCCACUACGCAUGCAAUGUUGGAUAUCAGUUCGUAGCUUCACCUCAAGAAACAUUACUUCCAUUUGGGCUUCUACUUUUCCCCAUAGCAACCUGCAUGGAGGAUGGAACAUGGUCGUUGCCAGCGCCGUCGUGCGAGAAGAAACAAUGUUUACCAACUUUUACUGAUGUUCAUUCUGUUCGACCUAACAGCCAAAUAACUUGCACGGAUUCCGAUUUAUUUGAUUCUACGUGCACGAUGUCGUGUGAUGCCGGCUACGAGCUGAUUGGCCAAAUACGGUCACGGUGUUUGAGCACACAAACAUGGUCACAUGACUUGGGCCAAUGUGAAAAAAUCAGAUGCCCCUCCACCCUCCCACCACACGAUGGGGCAAUAUCUUGCAACGAUACCAACAGAUACGAAUCCACUUGCCAAUAUACAUGUAAUGAAGGUUAUAAUAUGGUUGGGGUUGCAACAUUAUUGUGUCAAGCUGAUCGUACAUGGAGCGCGCCAUCUCCUACUUGUCAACGAAUCCAAUGUAAUGAGUCUCGUACCGCGAUUGCAAACGGUAUUGUUACAUGCACAAUGGAUAAUUAUUACGCUUCUGAUUGUUCUGCUUCAUGCAACGCUGGGUAUGAAUUCGAUGAAGCCAACAGUUUAGGAGGGUUGCGUAAAUCGCGAGUUAGAGCGAUUAUAACAGGCAUCGAGGCACCAGCAACAUUUGAAACAGUUGUUAGUCGGUGUUUGGCAACUGGGGAGUGGGACUCUGAAGCUCCAUCGUGUGUUAAACAUUCGUGUGAGCCGAGCGAGGAUGAAAUGAGACAGGCUCGAUCAAAUGGUGAAGUUGAAUGUACAGACAGUCAGUUGUUUAUGUCAUCCUGUACACUACGAUGUCAUAAUGGGUAUGAGGUCACCGGGGGAAGUCCCUCAGUACAGUGUGGGUCAACAAGACAAUGGUCAGCGGCGAUGGGAACAUGUCAAAAAAUCCGAUGCAAUGAAUUUGAUGAACUUAACAAUGGAAGAAUGAAUUGUAGCGAGGACAAUUUAUUUGAAUCUGUUUGUUCGUUCGAAUGCUCUCCUGGAUACGACUUGGUUGGUUCAGCAACCUCCACUUGUUUGGCAAAUACUUCAUUCUCUCAUCCUAAACCAAGUUGUCAAAAAAUUGAAUGUCCUACCAGUCACACUACUCUUAUGAAUGGAGCAGCAGAUUGUACAGAUGGUUCCAGGUUCGAAUCCCGGUGCGUCUACGUUUGCAACCCUGGCUAUGAGAUGACAGAUUCACCAACGUCUAACACAGAGGAUAGCCCAGAUACUGCAGUAUUAACUUGCACAGCAGAUAGAACAUGGAAUGGAAGGCUGCCGUAUUGUAAACGAAAGCAAUGUUCCAUGCAUGAUGGCGCAAUUACAAGGGCAAAGUUGAAUGGCAAUGUUGUAUGCACCGAGUCUUCAUGGUAUGGAUCACAUUGUAGUGUUACAUGUAAUGAAGGAUAUGUCUUGGUUGGAUCUUUAUCUACACAAUGUACAGCAUCAGCUGACUGGGCGCCUACCAUUGGCCAUUGCAACAAGGUCCGAUGUCCUGCACUAAGUCAACCACAAGAUGGCAGUAUGACAUGUACCGACGAAAAUAAAUUUGAGUCUGUGUGUUCGUUCUCGUGUGACCGGGGUUAUGAAAGAAUCGGAGCCGCAUCAUCCACUUGUCAAUCAAACAGGACAUUCACGCAAGAUGCUCCAACCUGCAGAGAAAUACUUUGUCCAAUUGAAUUCACCACACUCGCUAAUGGGAACGUUGUCUGUUCGGAUUCGAACCGGUUUGAUUCCCAUUGUGAACACACAUGUGAUGAUGGAUACCAGCUUACAGAGGAUAGUUCACCCACCACAAGAUGCCAGAUCGACUAUCAAUGGAAUGUAUUGAACAAACCAGUGUGUGUGAAGAAGUUGUGUUCACAUGCAGACCCUACUUUAGUCAAUGCACUUGAUCAUGGCAGCAUAGACUGCAGUGAUGACAUGCGCUACCAAUCACAGUGUACACUUACUUGUAACAUUGGGUACGAAAAAACAGGAUCUGGAAACACUGUCUGCUUGGCUGACCAAACCUGGAGUGAAAACUUUGGGGUCUGCAGAAAGAUUGAAUGCCCCCCAUUCACCCCACCCAUUAACGGGGGUGUGACUUGCUCUGAUGCAAACAGAUAUCAAUCUAACUGUUUAUUCCAUUGUGAUGCUGGGUAUGAAAUAAUUGGGGAAGUGACAUCACAAUGCCAACACAACCGAUCGUUCAAUAAUGAAGCUCCUAUCUGUCAAAAAACUCGUUGUCCAACCACCCAUCUCACAGCUACCCAUGCUACAACUGUCUGUAGUGAAAGCAACUUGUUUGAAUCAGUGUGUGGAUACGAGUGUAUACCUGGUUAUGAGGUCACACAGGGUGUUACCACGGUUACAUGCAUGGAUGACCAAACAUGGAGUGGGGAAAAAGUAACUUGCGAGAAGAAGGUUUGCUCAUCAAACGACACCGACCUAAUCAAGGCUGAGAGAAACGGGCAGCUAACUUGCACCGACGGCCACAUAUUCAACUCUGUAUGUUCAUUACAAUGCGACAUUGGGUAUCGACUUAUAGAUGGAGGGUUGAAUGAAACAAGAUGUAAUGAAGAUGGUGUUUGGGAGGCUACAAUUGGAUAUUGUAUCAAGAUUGAAUGCCCUGUGCUCAUUGAUCCCGUGAAUGGCCGCAUCAGUUGCAGUGAAAAUAGCAAGUACCUUUCUGAAUGUGAGUUUGAGUGCCAUGCUGGGUAUGAGGUCGUGGGAAGCGCAACAACUUUGUGUCAAGCGGAUAAAACUUGGACCAAUGUCUCACCUACAUGUCAACGUAUCAGUUGCCCAUCAAGCCACCUCACACUUACCCAUGGGUUCUCAUCAUGUACAAUCACCAACAAGUUUGAAUCAGUGUGUACAUACCAAUGUAACCAAGGUUACGAAAUGUCAAGCACAGAUUCCAACCAAUCAGAAUGCACGGAUCAAAUGAUGUGGACCAAUCAGAAACCAACAUGUAUGAAAAAGAAAUGCCCAAUGAACAGCGCCGAUAUUGUAAAGGCAUCACUGAUAGGGGAAGUUGUUUGCUCCGAAGAAAAUCUUUAUGAAUCCCAAUGUUCCCUUGAUUGUCCCCCUGGUUAUGAGGUCACAGAAGGCAACAGUGAGAUUACAUGCACACAUACUGCUCAGUGGAGCGGAACUAUGGGAUAUUGCCAACGUAUAAGUUGUGGCGUUCUCACCCCACCCACCAACUCCACUAUGGUAUGUUCCAACCAAGAUAAAUAUGAAUCCACUUGUGAGUUCACAUGCACACCUGGGUAUUAUCGUGCUGGUGAGCAUUCUACAACCUGCCAAGCCAACGGAACAUAUUCAAACCAACUGCCUUCUUGCCAUAAGAUUAGUUGUCCCGAUGAUCACAACAGCGUUCAGUUUGGUACCGUAAAUUGUACAGAAGGAAACCUUUUCCAAUCUGUGUGUACUUACCAGUGUAAUGAGGGGUACCAGGUGUUCGGUAGUUACAUCACAGAAGCGCAUGUGACAUCACAAUGCCAGUACUUUGGUGAAUGGACAGAGGAAGUUCCUAUUUGUGAAAAGAAGACUUGUUCGCACGAAGAUGAAGCGUUUGUUGCUGCCAUGGAGACAGGGAUGGUUGAUUGUAGUGAUGCGAACCGUGCUGGGUCCGUUUGUCGAAUCACGUGUCGUGAUGGACAUCAUGUGAUUGGUCAGAAUGUGAUCACAUGUACAAGUGCUGGAGCGUGGAGCGGGUUUAUUGGAUACUGUGAAAAUAUUGAAUGCAGCUCACUCACCCCACCCAACCAUGGAGACAUCACAUGUACCUCUGAUCACGACUUUGCAUCUACAUGUACAUACCAAUGUAAUGAAGGUUACCAAUUCAUUACAUCCAACCAAGCUAUUCCAGUCAACAUUUCAACUCGAUGCACAGCGGAUACAACAUGGACUCUACCAACACAGCCACAAUGUCAAAAGAAACAAUGUCCAUUGUGGUCAUCAUUCAAUAAUGGAAUCCAAAACUGCACCGACAAUAACAACUAUAUGUCACAAUGUUUAUAUGUAUGCGAUGAUGGCUAUCGUCUUGUACAACCCAGUAAUUCAAACAAUCAACACAGUGAGGUUAUAACAUGUGGUAGCGAAGGAGUAUGGGAUGUCAAUGAAGAACCACAAUGUACAAGGAUAAUGUGUUCACCAAACACAACACAAAUACAACAGAGUGAGCCUCAUGGUGUAAUCACUUGCACAAAUAAUGCAUUGUUUCAAUCACAAUGCUUACUACAAUGUAACAAAGGAUAUGAGCUUGGUGGAGAUAAUAAUGUUACAAGUUGUGGAUCCUCGUUGGAGUGGAUGCCUGUGUUAUCCUCAUGUGAAAAAAUCCAAUGUCCACCACUGAUGGCUCCCACUAAUGGACAAAUAUCUUGUUCCGAGGAUAAUUUGUUUAAAUCUCGAUGCAAAGUUACGUGCGACGUCGGGUAUGAGGUCGUUGACCCUGAGGAUGAUUAUGAUGUCAUCAAAGGAAUACAAUGUCGUGCCGAUGGUACCUGGUGUGGGGAAGUACCAGAAUGCAGAAAAAUUACAUGCCCAUCUAGUCACAUGACCAUCAGUCACGGUUCAGUGGUUUGUUCUGAUUCAAAUAUCUACCAAUCACGAUGCAGCUACCACUGUGACGUUGGGUAUCACAUGAUACAGGGACAGGUUGAUACAGCAGAGUGCAUGCAUACUAAGAUGUGGAAUAAUCCAACACCAACCUGCGACAACAACCGAUGCCCUGCCAAUGAUACAAGCAUUCAAGAGGCAUUGGUGUUCGGUGAUGUCACAUGUACUGAUGAAAAUAAGUUCGGGUCUCGAUGUUUGCUACGAUGUUACGAUGGGUACGAGAUGAGUGGAGAACCAGGAACUAAUUGUUUGGAGUCAGGAGUGUGGAGCAAUGGGAUUGGGCUUUGCUCAAAGAUUGAAUGCUCGCGAUUAGAUGUCCCACACACCACCCUACGAUGCACAGACGGUGCACACUUUCAAUCCAUAUGUGUGUUUGAUUGCAUAGAAGGCUACACCCUUGAGGAUCCUACUCCUUACAACAUGGUGUGUCAGGCUGAUGGGAGUUGGGUGGGCAAUACACCAACAUGUCAAAAGAUCAAUUGUCCUGCUGAACCAAUCAGACACAUCGAAAAUGGUCAAGUGUCUUGUGACAAUGGGUACAAAUAUGAAUCACAAUGCGUGUUUGUUUGCGAUCCUGGGUUCACGAUACAUCAUAGUGGUGAUUAUUAUGUCACAACACUCGCAUCUUCCUGCUUGGCGAACGGAACUUGGGAUUUUGUAUUCACACCUCAGUGUGUCCGUGUUACCUGUCCUACCAUGAAUGUUAUGAAUGGUCGACUUAACUGCAGUGAAAGUUCCACAUAUGGCUCACGAUGUGCAUUGUUAUGCGACAAUGGAUACCAACCAUCGUCACAAUCGGUCAUUGUUAAUUGUGAUGUCUCAGGACAAUGGUGGCCACAGCUUGCAACUUGUCAAAAACUGACAUGCCCAACCCCUUCCAUACCCAACACCCACCUCACUUGCUCCGAUGGUCACAAGUUUGCUUCUAUAUGUUCCUUCAGUGGUUGUGACCAUGGUUAUGAAGCAUUGGGUGAUUAUGAUGUCAUAAGCUGCAUGGGUGAUGGACAAUGGCUGGGCUCCGCGCCUCAGUGCACAAAGAAAACAUGUUCUGCUUCAUUCCUUACCUUGAACAAUGGACGUGUGUUAUGCAACAAUUCAAACUAUUUCCAAUCUGAAUGUGAAUUCUUAUGUAACAAUGGAUAUGAAUUAAACCAAGCAACAAACAUUGCUCAUUGUGGGGAUACAAAGGAAUGGGACUUGAUGGUGCAACCUGCGUGCAUGCUUCGGCGAACAUGUGCAUCUAGUCACAUUCCAUACGGGACCAUCCAGUGUAAGAAUAACUUGUGUCGUCUCAACUGUGACUUAACAUCAACUUUGGUUGGUGCAAGCGAAAGUAACUGUACCGAAGUAAAUGGAAUACUAAGUUGGUCAACACCUUUGGGAACAUGUCUACGUCAAUCAUGCCCCGCCCUUACCACGCCCACACACGCAACCAUGGAUUGUAACAACCGGUUCAAGUUUCGUUCUGUUUGUCGUUUCCGAUGUUCUCGUGGUUACCGUUUGUCUGGAUCGAUCGCAACGAGGUGUAACGCGGGUCUUCAAUGGACCAAUCAGGUCCCCUCAUGUGAAGUUAUUUCCUGCAACGCCAGUUUCCAAAACAUUGAACACGGAAACGCCGUUCAAUCGAACUCUAACAUUCCAGGGUCAGUUACAACAUACACCUGUGAUGAUGGGUAUCAACUUGAUGGUCAAAGUCAAGUGACGUGUAACAAUAAUGGACAAUGGAGUUCUGUAAAGCCACAAUGCAAACGUUUACAGUGCCCACCCUUACACAUUGCUAAUGGUGGCUACCAGUGUAAUAGAGACAUCCAUAAUGAAAUGGGGUCGGAAUGUAACUUCACAUGCAACCAACUACACCAGCUUGAUGGCAACCAUACCACAACCAUAUGUGGUUCAAAUGGUCAAUGGACAAACCAAGCACCAUACUGUAGGGGCCAUUGUGAUGUCAUAUUCAACCAUAUUGAUAACGGACAAGUGACGUGCACCAAUUCAAAUUACCACCAUUCACAAUGCAGCUUUCAAUGCAACCCCGGUACUCUUACCAACCCAAUAACCCAUCAUGGGUCUCAUGUUAUGACCUGUCAAUCAAACGGAAGGUGGGGAGGCACCCCUCCAUGUUGUGCAGAAUCAUGUCCGACCCGUACCAAGGUAGAUUUGUAUAUUGUGCUCGAGAGCAGCACUAGUGGUGAAAGUGAUGACUGGAACCGAUUACUUGGCUUCGUAGAAACAUUAAUUCGCCGAUUCAGCAUUGAUGACUCAACAACUUUGGUUGGUUUGCUUCGUUACCAUAGAAACGUUGAUGUCAUAGGAGAAGUAUCGCUCGGUAGAUAUCGAAACAUCGAGGAAUUAUCAAGAGCUGUGAAGUUCUUGCCAUACGGGGGAUAUGGUUCUAACAUCGGGCAAACAUUGGAACAUCUUGCUACAGACAGUUUGUUGGUUGAUACAAACAGACCAAAUGUGCGUGACCACGUUAUUCUAUUCACCGAUGGUAGUAGCGAUGAUAAUGUUACAGCAUCAGCUGGAUUAUUAAAGCAACGUGCUACGGUACAAGUUGUUGGAAUGGAUGGGACGAAGACACAGCUUCAACAACUUGAAGAGAUAGCAACCAAACCAAGUUAUGUUCACACUGUUUCAAACAUAUCACAACUUGGAACAAGUGUAAUUGAUGCUAUCAUCAUGAAUAUGUGUCAAAAUCCAUGCCUACUGAGUCAAAGUUACCAGAAUGAAAUGCACAACUACAUUCAAGUAUAGUUAAUCUUGUUUUUGUUUAUUUAUUCUUUGUUUAAAUAUUGUCGACAUCUUAUAUGUAUUUUGCUUGCACUGUUUUGAAUUUUACCGCUUAAGUGUUACGCUGUGCCUCUUAUCGCCAAACUUGUUACAUUACAAGAAUAUCAACCAUAUAUA